AAUCUCUUCCCGAUGCACACACACAUUUUCUUCAACACCCCCAAACCAUCACUCAGAUUUAUUUAUACUCACUCACUCAACUUCAAAUUAGGGUUUCUCUCAUCCUCAAUCACAUAAAUCCCCACUUUAUCUCUUCAUCUCUACACAAUUUCAUCCAAUCCAGUUUGGAUUUUGCGGACUUCUGUUAUUGCUCUUGUGUGUUUUGAUGGAUGAUGCUCGUGAAUAUAGUCCAAAUCAAGGCUAUGGGUCGUCGUCGCAGCUCCCGAAAGCGUAUGCUAGUGAUGUGAAUUACAAUCAGUCUCAAGCCGUUGUCAAGUACACUGACGAAGAAGAUGAUGAAGAAGAAGAAGAACAAGAAGAAACAAACGUUGGUGAUAAUGGGAUGAAUGAAACCGCUCUGCAGAAUCUGGACGACGAAGAUGAUGACGAGGAUGAUAAUGAUAAUCGAUAUGACGAUGACAGGGAUGAUGACAACGGUGAAGAUCAAACUGGGAGAAAGAAAAACGAAAUUGUUAACAUGCAACGGCAUCCCAAAAAGAGGAAGUUGAAGAGCUUGUUAUCAAGUUACGAACUCGCACCUCGGGUCCCACCACCUACUUCUACACCGAAACCAUUGUUUGGUGGGAGAAACACACUUACAGAUUGGACCGAACAUGAGACAUUCGUGUUGUUAGAAGCUUGGGGAGAUCGGUAUAUAAAAUGCGGAAAAAAAAGUCUCCGAUCUGAAGAAUGGCAAGAAGUUGCGGACCGAGUGUCUCGGGAAUCAAAGAUGGUAAGAACCGAUUCUCAGUGUCGGAACCGUUUGGAUACGUUGAAGAAAAAGUACAAGAAGGAGAAAGCAAAUUUAAAAAGCGGCAAGAUUGUAAAUAGUAAAUGGGUGUAUUUCAAGAAAAUGGAUAUGUUAUUGUCACCAGUGGGAAAUGACCGAAAUGCUACCAUAAACCCUAGCGUUAAGCAAAAUAACUCCGUUGUUGUCCAUGAAACAAGGGGUAGUUCUGGUAAUUCAGAUUAUCAUGAACAAGAUGAUGACGAUGAUGAUUCGGAUUUGCUUCCACCGAAGAAGUCAAAACCCGAAGCUUCGUUCAAAUUGCUUGCGGAAUCGAUUAAUAAAUUUAGCGAGAUGUAUGAAAAGAUCGAGAACAACAAGAUACAGCAGAUGAUCGAGCUGGAGAAAAUGCGGAUGGAUUUCCACAGGGAUUUGGAAUUGCAGAAACGGCAGAUACUUGAUAGAGCGCAAGCCGAGAUUACAAAAGGACACGGGGAUUAUGAAGAUAAUGACGUUUCUGCUGGAAACGUUAGCGGGUGAUGUAUCUUUUGAUUAGCGUAUAUUGACCUGUUGUGUAAUAGUAGGGUGUAAGUGUAACUGUCUUGAGAUUCUCUGUGCAAUAAACAGGUGUAUUUUAAACAUUUAAAGUACUAGUUGGUAUAAAAGUGUAUCUUUGUCAUCUA
Helianthus annuus (common sunflower) is the source of this 1449-nucleotide messenger RNA. RefSeq names its product trihelix transcription factor ASIL2. Gene Ontology annotation, molecular function: transcription cis-regulatory region binding. NCBI's taxonomy places the organism in Eukaryota, Viridiplantae, Streptophyta, Magnoliopsida, Asterales, Asteraceae. Gene Ontology annotation, cellular component: nucleus. The transcript is spliced from 2 exons. The record is from RefSeq and is a predicted model, not a curated record. Bases 206 to 1306 code for a protein of 366 amino acids.